GUGUAUUAUUCGCGAGCAGUAGUUGCGCAAUCACUCGGUGCAUCAUAAGCUAUCAAUCUCGUGAUAAAUAAAUAAUUUCAACAAGCAAGUAGGUAUCUCGGGGACAAACGACGAUCGCCGUCGCUUCAGCGGCAUUUGUGCAGUGCGAUUCUGGCCAUGUUCGUGAUUUCUCUCGGCGCAAGUAAUUAACAAACGACUGCGAAAAAUUAAACCCGGCAUAUAGCGCUUCUAAAGCUUUGGGAAAAGAGCUUCCCUCAUUGCAAAAAGACCAUUAUUGAAUAUUGGAGCACGCUUUUUGGCAACUAUGGCAGAUGCUCUAAAGACUCAUGAAGUUAUACCGGAUGUGAUUGAUACGGUACCUCCAGCAAUCGUUAAAGUAUCCUAUCCUAGUGGAGUUUCCGUAGACAUCGGCAAGGAACUUACACCUACCCAAGUCAAAGAUCAACCAUCUGUUGAGUGGGAUGCUGAUAGCUCAAGCUAUUAUACUCUUUGCAUGACUGAUCCUGAUGCACCAAGCCGCAAGGACCCGAAAUUCCGCGAAUGGCACCACUGGCUUGUCACCAACAUUCCAGGAAAGGAUGUAUCCAAAGGAGAUGUCUUAUCCGACUACAUUGGAUCUGGACCCCCACCAGAUACCGGUCUUCACCGGUAUGUCUUCCUGGUAUACAAACAGCCGAGCAAAAUAACUUUUGAUGAGAAGCGUUUAACAAAUCGCAGUGGAGACGGUCGCAACAAUUUCUCCAUCAAGAAAUUCGCGCAAAAGUAUAAUUUGGGAAAUCCAAUUGCUGGAAGCAUGUAUCAAGCUGCUUUUGAUGAUUAUGUACCUAAAUUGUACAAACAGCUAGAAGGAUAGAUCAAUCAGAGUGUAGAAAAACACGAAAAUGAUCAUUAAGACUGUGUCUUAUUUAUUUGUUUACAUUUUCAAUCAUGUUGCUGUUGGAAAUGUAAACAAAAAACUUUUUUAUUUGAAUUAUAUCAAUCAAAGCUUUCCAUUUUUUUUGUAAAAAAUACUCGAAAGUUUCAAUAUUUGAAUCUUUAAAGCAAAUAAAAUUUUUGAAAAUAUUUAAAGAUUUCUAUCGUUUACUUACCACGAUAAACUGGCAUUCUUAAUAGUGAUAUUAAUACCUCACAAAAACAAUUAAUAAAUAAGUAAAUAAGAAAAAUCUAAAUCUAAAAUGCAAGUCGUAAUAACGUUAUGUGGUUCGGUAUAUGACGUUAUUAAAAUAAUUACUAUAUUGGUACUAUUACGAAUUUGCAUUCUAAUAGAACUUGAACAACCGGCAGUUGUGUUUCCGUUGGGGAAAAUUGACUGCGUUGCCCUUGACUAUUUCAUUUUUUAUACGACCAUUGAAAAUCGUUAUGAUGUAACGUAGCAAUCGAAGUAUAAAUUUCUUUAUUGGUGGGAAUCUGGCCAUAGUCUGCUCCUGUCCACAUAUGAGAGAUGAGACUCCUAGUAGCAAGUCUGCUUCUUAUCACAGCAUACGCGUUCGCGGCAGAUAUUCCAACGGAGUUUGCUACCGCUGGUAUCGUCCCGGAUGUCUUACCUAAAGCCCCUAAUGAGUUGCUUACGGUAACUUUCAAAGAUAGUAAUGACAAAGACAAAGACGUGCAAUUUGGAGAUGAAUUGACCCCAACUUUAGUAAAAGAUCCUCCGGCUAUGUCGUGGUUUUCUGAGGAUUCGGCUUAUUAUACUGUCGCAAUGGUUGAUCCGGAUGCUCCGAGCCGCGACGAUCCCAACUUGCGCGAGAUGCUUCACUGGCUGGUAUGUAACAUCCCCGGUGGUGAUCUGAGCAAAGGAGACGUCAUCGUCGAGUACGUGGGUUCGGCUCCAGGCAAAGAUACAGAUCUCCAUCGCUACGUACUUUUGGCUUAUAAGCAACCCGAGAAACUGACCAUCGAGGAAGCCCACAUUUCGAAUCACGAGCAUACUGGCAGACCAGCUUUUUCUAUCAAAAAUUUUGCUGACAAGUAUAAAAUGGGUGAUCCCUUGGCUGGAAAUAUGUACCGCGCCCAAUACGACGAAUAUUCAGACGUCAUUCGCAAGCAGUUGGGCGAAACUUAAUGAAUUUCGACAUUGAUGAACAGAUUUAGUACAAUUUUAGCUAUUGUAAAUUUUGUACUUGACAAUAAAGAAGUUGUUUCUGUUGUAAAGUUCA
Molecule: messenger RNA, 2156 nt
Organism: Nasonia vitripennis (jewel wasp)
Lineage: Eukaryota; Metazoa; Arthropoda; Insecta; Hymenoptera; Pteromalidae
Product: protein D2
Exons: 7
Coding region: 1442-2062 (206 amino acids)
Source: RefSeq, a predicted model, not a curated record